GUGGGGAGAUUUAUUGGAUCCGGUUUAUCUAGCUAUAACAAGCGCGAAAAUCGAGUAUUUUAGUAAAGCGGCGCAUGCGGCUGCGUCCCCUUGGAAUGGUAGGAAUGCACUUGACGCUGUAGUUUUGGCUUAUAAUGGAAUUUCAUUGCUAAGACAACAAUCGCAAAUCAACAAUAGAAUUAUCAUGUUUAUUACUAAUGGAGGAAAAGUAGUCAAUGGUAGUGCAAUUACUUUUUUAAGUAUUGAACCUGAUCAUCGUGUUGAAAAUUGUCUCAAGUCUGCUGCGGACGCUACUGGAUGCACAUAUAAAACUGAGUGGGAUAAAGGAUGCUGUGAGGUUAUCGUAAAUAAAAAGCUAGCAAAAAAUUUUAUGAGGCACAUGGAAGAUCGUGGCGUAGUUUAUCCUCCGACUGGUACUUUUCCUCCAGGAGGGUCGACAGAUCAGGGUAAUGUGAGCUAUGAAGUUCCAAGUAUUCACGCUUUAUGCAACAUCGGCACGACACACAUUAUACAUACACCCGAAUUUGCGAUAGAAGCUGAAAAAGUAGAGGCACAUCACAGAACGUUGUGUGCUGCUACAUGUUUAGCAUUGACUGCGUCGGAUGUGUUGGUUGAUGACCAAUUGUAUCGAGAUGUUGUUGAAGAGUUUAACGCUAACGUCAAGAAAACAAAGCAGAAGUGA
Molecule: messenger RNA, 682 nt
Organism: Ambispora gerdemannii
Lineage: Eukaryota; Fungi; Glomeromycota; Glomeromycetes; Archaeosporales; Ambisporaceae
Source: the annotation of a GenBank genome assembly